Molecule: messenger RNA, 812 nt
Organism: Aspergillus heteromorphus CBS 117.55
Lineage: Eukaryota; Fungi; Ascomycota; Eurotiomycetes; Eurotiales; Aspergillaceae
Exons: 1
Coding region: 1-702 (233 amino acids)
Source: RefSeq, a predicted model, not a curated record
AUGCCCCUCCUGUCGCUCUCUUCGUUCGUGCUGGCCGCGUCCCUCAGCAUCAUCACCUACCUCUCCUUCCUCCACCGCUGUCUCAAGAACCGCAUCAACCAUGAGAAACACCACGGAGCCCUCCCUGGCCCCGAUUCAACCACCAUAGCCACCAUCCCCUCCGAUGUCUACAGCUCCAAGUACUAUGUCCUGCACGACAGGGCCAGCCAACGCGUUCCACGGCAACUCCUCCCUCCCCACCACAAAGACCGAGACAUGUUGACCCUGUUACUCCGUCGCAAUAUGGCCGCCUUCGCACACUUCCCCCAAGCCUACAUGCUCUGGGCGACAACCCCCGCCGUGACUCGCGAGACUUUCCAGGCCUCGCACAUCCGCUCCUUGGACUACAAUAAAGGUGACCUUGUCUGCGGAAUCUACCGUGUCUUGGAACGCAGCGCAAGCAAAGUCGAGUUCGGAAUAGCCCACAAAGGGAUUGAAGGGCGGAUGUCGAUUGGGUUUUGGGACGAGGACAAGGAUGUGGUCUUUGCCAGUGAAACGGCCAUGUGGACAAAGACCAUGAAUGAAGACGCUGAGGAACAACGGAGUACAUUGCCUUUGGAGAACCCCGUUCGUUGUUUCUUUCAUGAACUUGCUGCCUGGUGGUUGUUGGACUCCGGGGUCAAGUAUCUCGUUGAUUUGGAGGGGGAGUUAGACGACGAUUGAUGCUUUUCAGAGUCAGGGAAAAACCCCUGGUGGAAAUGGUCGUCCGUUUGUUAUGGACAAAGACAAGAGAUGAAUGCCGAUGUUUCAGAUCUUAUUGUGUUUGAAGAAAG